AUGACAUCUCGAACCGUCUUGGUCACUGGGGCCAAUGGCUUUCUCGGCCAGGUCGCCGCGGCGCAAUUUUCUCGUGCGGGAUGGACCACUUACGGCCUCACCCGCAAGGAAUCUAGUUUUCCAGAUCUAUACAGAAAUGAGGUCAUUCCAGUCCUGGGGUCGGCCGCCGACCCAAGCUUCGUUAAGCAUUUGCCUACGAUCGAUGUGGUUGUGAAUACCACGGACGACUAUCGGGACGCAGCGAGACAUUUCCAACAUGUUACCUCGUUAUUCAAGACCGUCGCGGCAACAGCCAAGGAGCGCGGCGGCAACAAACCCCUAGUACUAUUCACGAGCGGCUGCAAAGACUACGGUAUGGGCUCAAGGCACGGAGACCCUAACCUGAAGCCGCACACGGAAGAGGAUCCGAUCAAUCCACCACAACUCGUGGCCGAGAGAACGAAAGCUGCGCUGUCGGUCUUUGACCACGCGGAGGAAUUUGACGCCGUGGUUUUCCGUCCUACAACUUUCUACGGACGCAGUGGCAGUCUGUACUCGCCCUUCUUCACACUGGCCGAACAGGCGGCGGAAACCCCGGAGCGCGUGCUCACCUUGGCGACGACCCCGAACUCGGUCCUGCACGGAACCCACGUAGACGACGUCGCGUCCGCUUACGUGGCUGUGGCCCAGAGCCCCCGAGAGGCCGUCGCCGGGCAAGUGUUCAACGUCUCGAACAAGAUGUACGAAACCAUCGGGGACAUUGCUGCCGUGGUUGAAAAGAGCUACAACAUCAAGGUCCAGUACAAAGAGCCCAGCGGCGAGAAGAAAGUCGACAUCGUCGACAUCACCAUCAACUUCCCGCAGUGGGUGGGCUCCGAGAAGCUGAGAAAGACGACCGGCUGGACCGACACCAAGAAGAGCUUUAUCGACGGGUUCGAGAUCUACCGGAAGGCCUAUGAGCAGGCGGUCGUGGACGAGGACCGCGGAGUAGACAAGAUGCGCAACAGUCUGGCCUUUGCACGGAUGAGCGUCGAAGAGCAGGCGGCUAUCAUUGCGGAGCGCGGAAAAUAG
Molecule: messenger RNA, 1050 nt
Organism: Fonsecaea monophora
Lineage: Eukaryota; Fungi; Ascomycota; Eurotiomycetes; Chaetothyriales; Herpotrichiellaceae
Exons: 1
Coding region: 1-1050 (349 amino acids)
Source: RefSeq, a predicted model, not a curated record